AUGUCUACACAGCAAAAUCAAAAGGCAUGCCCCUCCACCCGACAAAGAUUCGUCAAUUUCCUCAGCAUUUUUGACUACGAUCUUUUACAAGAAGAGAAUUUUCUCGGCGGAAAACCAUGCUCAUUUUGGACGGUGUUUCACACAGGGACUCAAAACGAAGAGGAUGAUCCUUUUACAACAUUCAGCGUCGCCAACCUAGAUAUGUUAGAAAACAAGCUCGAUCCUGACUGGCGCCGUAUCAUGAUUCAAGAGGAGACCGGAUUUGAACUCGAAGAAAUUUCUACACCAGAGAAGCCCCCACUGAGCAUCACCGUUGAAAUGUCUCGUCAGCGGCCACCCAUGUAUCCUAUUGAAUGGCAGAAUAUAUUAUUCAUCACAUUCGACAAUGCUGCCAGACACCCAGACACGCCAGUCACUGUUGCGAGAUGGACGCGUAAUGAAGAUCUUGGUAAGAAAUGGUAUAUUAGCAGGCUUGCUGAAGAGGAGGUUCCAAAGAAUACAAAGUUCCGAGACCAUAAGAAGAUUCCAGAAGAGGGAUGUGUGAGGAUUUUUGGAAAAGUUAAGAGGGCGGUUGGGAGAGCGUUUAGAGAAUCUGCGACGUGCGGACAGUCUACGACGUUUGAAGCUAUGAAAAAGACGGAACCAAUUGCUCGUUGUAAUACAACCAGGGCGACUAGAGAGUCUGCGACGGUUAGGGUCAGGGGUGAGAUGGGGUCGCUUGCUCGUAGUAAGACUGGAAGGUUUAGUUGGGGUCAACGGAAGGUGGAGAAAUAA
Messenger RNA from Glarea lozoyensis ATCC 20868, 774 nucleotides. RefSeq lists its product as uncharacterized. The transcript has a single exon. NCBI's taxonomy places the organism in Eukaryota, Fungi, Ascomycota, Leotiomycetes, Helotiales, Helotiaceae. The record is from RefSeq and is a predicted model, not a curated record. Bases 1 to 774 code for a protein of 257 amino acids.